GUUGGACUUUGGCGAGUGGUGAAUGCGCCGUGGUGGAAGAAAAGCAAACGGCUGGACCGCCGGGAUUGAUUCCGAUCGGAACUGCACAGCACGUCACCCCUCCACAGCCCCUCCAGAGCGUUGUCUUGCACAAUAAGAAUCUCAACAACACCAAUUGCGCACUCAGAUCUCAAGAUGCACAUUCUCGUAACAAACGACGACGGCCCGCCCUCAGACCAGUCUUCGCCCUACGUGCACUCGCUCGUCUCGACACUACAGAAAUUCGGCCACACGGUCAGCGUUGUCCUCCCGCAUACACAACGCUCAUGGAUCGGAAAGGCUCAUCUCGUGGGUAAGGCUAUCAAGCCUACGUACUACCGCCCUGCGCCACUGCAGACGACGAGCGAGGGCCGCCUCACCAACCACGGCACCACCCAUAAUACACCACUACCCCCCAACUCGACCGAAGAGGAAUGGGUGCUUGUCGACUCAACGCCCGCCUCGUGCGCCCAGAUUGGCCUGUUCCACUACUUCGAGUCGCGAGGGCCAAUUGACCUGGUCGUCAGCGGGCCCAACUACGGCCGCAACAGUACGGCUGUGUUUUCGCUAUCAUCCGGCACGAUUGGUGGCGCCAUGGAGGCCGCAGUUUGCGGUGCUAAGUCUAUAGCCCUAUCCUACGCCUUCUUCGACCGCAACCACGAUGCCGCCAUCAUCAGCGGCGCCUCCGAUCUCAGCGCCAAACUUAUUCAGUACCUGUACGACAACUGGGACGCCAACACACAUCUGUACACGGUGAAUGUGCCACUCGUCGAGGGCGUUGGGGAGAGGAAGAUCCUGUGGACCAACAUGCUGCAAAACCAGUGGAAAUCUGGCUCAUGUUUUCAGGUCGUCGAAGUCCCCUCUGAAGCCGGCGACUCGCCGGCAGACAUCGAGAACCAGAUCCGCAAACAGGAGGAGAAGCUCGGCAAGAAGGAGUUGCGCUCAAACAACGACCUUCUACCGGAGAGCCAAGCAGGGUCAGGCACGGCCACGCCGAGCGGCCAGCCGCAUAUGCGCUAUUCGCACAAGCAGUUCAAGUGGGCGCCGCAAUUCAAGGAUGUGUACGAGAGCGUGGAGAACAGCGAGCCCGGGAAUGAUGGUUGGGCUGUUGCGCAGGGGUAUACCAGCGUGACGCCGCUGAGGGCGAACUUCAUGCAUGUUACUGCAGACAAGUUCAAGGGGGAGAUAUCGCUAUGAACUGGAGCGGGGCACACAGUAGAGUGAACAGCAAUGUCGCGGGCAAUGGUGCCAAUCAGGAUCUGAGGAGUGGCAUCAUGCAAGCUUGAUAGAAUCAAUAAUCAAAGGCAUUGAUGAGCCAGGGUCGCCACAUCCGGACCCGAUACAGUCUGCUCCCUCACAUGCGAGACGGGAUAUACCACCGAGACCA
Molecule: messenger RNA, 1405 nt
Organism: Boeremia exigua
Lineage: Eukaryota; Fungi; Ascomycota; Dothideomycetes; Pleosporales; Didymellaceae
Product: survival protein sure-like phosphatase/nucleotidase
Exons: 2
Coding region: 175-1215 (346 amino acids)
Cellular component (GO): P-body
Molecular function (GO): hydrolase activity
Source: RefSeq, a predicted model, not a curated record